Molecule: messenger RNA, 1984 nt
Organism: Gasterosteus aculeatus aculeatus (three-spined stickleback)
Lineage: Eukaryota; Metazoa; Chordata; Actinopteri; Perciformes; Gasterosteidae
Source: RefSeq, a predicted model, not a curated record
AAUGAAGCGAGCCUCGACACGCGCGUCGAAGCGUCGGCACAUCUCAUCACUACUUCUCUCCUUCCCGGUGAAACAAGCGGACGUUAAAAUGCGACUUGUCGGGGCGGAGAUCUCGGUUCUGUCUCUCCUGAUGAUGAGCCUUCACGGCGCUGCAGCACUGACUCACUCGCUGAAGUAUUUCUACACUGCGUCCUCUGGACUCCCAAAAUUUCCAGAGUUUGUGGCUGUUUGGCUGCUGGAUGAAGUUGAGUUUGUUCACUAUGACAGUAACACCAGGAGACUAGAACCCAGACAGGACUGGAUGAUCAGACUCACAGAGGAUGAUCCUCAGUUCUGGAAGAGGAACACUGAGCUCGCUAUGGACAUCCAGCAGGACUUUAAAGGCCACAUUGAAAUAGCAAAACAAAGCUUCAACCAAACUGGAGGUGUCCACAUUAACCAGAAGAUGGCCGGCUGUGAAUGGGAUGAUGAGACCAAUGAGGUCAAGGGUUAUGUUCAGUACGGUUAUGAUGGAGAAGACUUCAUAUCAUUUGACCCGGAGACAGAGCAAUAUAUCGCUCCAAAACCGCAGGCUGUCCGUAUCAAACAGAAGUGGGAUUAGGACAGAGCUUGGAUAACACACAGGAAGUUCUUCCUGACUCAUGUGUGUCCUGAGUGGCUUAAGAAGUACUUGAGCUACGGGAGGAGCUCUCUGAUGAGAACCGGUAGGAUCUCCCACAUUUCUCCCCCCUCACCCUUCCAGAUGAGGGUUGACCUGAAACUGUCCUCCGUCCCUGCUGAAGACUGGAGGAGGUACGACUGUGUGUUCCAGCUGUCUGGUGUGGACGAGGACAUCGUCACCAAACUGGACAAGACCAGGACCAACACGGUGACUCACUCGCUGAAGUUUUUCUACACUGCGUCCUCUGGAGUCCCAAACUUCCCAGAGUUUGUGGCUGUUGGGCUGCUGGAUGAAGUUGAGGUUGUUCACUAUGACAGUGACACCAGGAGACUAGAACCCAGACAGAACUGGGUGAGCAGACUCAGAGGGGAUGAUCCUCAGUACUGGAAGAGAAACACUAAGAACUCUAUGGACGCCCAGCAGGUCUUCAAAGGCAACAUUGAAACACUAAAACAACGCUUCAACCAAACUGGAGGUGUCCACAUUGUCCAGAACAUGUACGGCUGUGAAUGGGAUGAUGUGACCGAUGAGGUCAAGGGUUAUGAUCAGUAUGGUUAUAAUGGAGAAGACUUCAUAUCAUUUGACCUGCAGACAGAGCAAUAUAUCGCUGCAAAACAGGAGGCUUCCAUCAUCAAACAGAAGUGGAAUCAGAACAGAGCUCUGAUAGCAGGGAAGAAGAACUUCCUGACUCAUGUGUGUCCUGAGGGGCUGAAGAAGUUCUUGAACUACGGGAGGAGCUCUCUGAUGAGAACCGAGCGUCCCUCGGUGUCUCUCCUCCAGAAGACUCCCUCCUCUCCAGUCAGCUGCCACGCUACAGGUUUCUACCCCGACAGAGCCGACCUCUUCUGGAGGAAAGAUGGAGAGGAGCUCCAUGAGGACGUGGACCUCGGAGAGAUCCUCCCCAACCACGACGGGACCUUCCAGAUGAGGGUUGACCUGAAACUGUCCUCCGUCCCUGCUGAAGACUGGAGGAGGUACGACUGUGUGUUCCAGCUGUCUGGUGUGGACGAGGACAUCGUCACCAAACUGGACAAGACCAGGACCAACACGGAUCGGGGUGAAGCCUCCACCUUCAUCAUCAUCAUCGCUGUGGCUGUUCUUGUCGUCAUCAUCGCUGCUGUGGUUGGAUUCAAGGUUUACAGAAACAGGAACGGUGAGAGAGACGAUCAGAGACAGUGUUGAGGAGCAUUUGAUUUUAGGCUUUGAGUUGAUGCUUUUAUCCAGAAUGAGACACUGAAGCAACUUUCACCAGUCACACCUAUAAAACCAGAUUUGCUUUUAUUCUGCAUUUAUUGUUUAGUGCCAUUUUACUUUUAGACAAUU